CCCACCAGGUGAGCCGACGCAUCCCGCAUUCAAAGAGCAGGCUGCUGGGAUCAGCUGGAGCUGCGGCGGAUGGCGGCGGCGGCGGCGGCGGCGACUCAUCUCCUCCUCCUGCCUGACCCACAACUAUAAAACUACUGCCCCACUUCCACUCGGCGACCUGACGCUCGGCGCUGGAGAGAGACGACGGGAACGCAGAAGCAUCAGGUUACUGCUGGGGUGUGUGCGUUUCCCUACCGCAGCCGGUGAUGGCCGACCAGGCGCCGCCGCGUCAGACCGACGCGCUGCUGUGCAAGCUGUCGCCGCCGGGCCUUCCCAACGGGAAAGAGGCCGCCGAGGACGAGCUGCUGGCCCGGGGGCAGUGGGCCAGCAAGGCCGAGUUCCUGCUGGCCGUGGCGGGCCAGAUCAUCGGCCUGGGCAACGUCUGGAGGUUCCCUUACCUCUGCUACAAGAACGGAGGAGGUGUGUUCUUCAUCCCCUACCUGCUGUUCCUGGUGCUGUGCGGCAUCCCGCUCUUCCUCCUGGAGACCUCGCUGGGGCAGUACACCAGCCUGGGGGGCGUCAGCGCCUGGAGGACCAUCUGCCCGCUGUUUGGAGGCCUGGGCUACGCCAGCCAGGUGAUGAUCCUGCACGGCUGCGUCUACUACAUCGUCAUCCUGGCGUGGGCGCUCUUCUACCUGUCCUACAGCUUCCAGGCCGAGCUGCCCUGGUCGCACUGCAACAACACCUGGAACACCGCGGCGUGCGUCCUGUUCGAGCACCACAACCAGACGGCCAACGCCAGCAGCCUGCCGGUCAACGCCACGUCCCCCGUCAUGGAGUUCUGGGAGCGGGAGGUGCUGCGUCUGUCCGCCUCGCUGGACGAGCUGGGCCCCAUCAACUGGAAGCUGGCGCUGUGCCUCGCCGCCGUCUGGCUCGUCUGCUACUUCUGCGUGUGGAAGGGGGUCAAAUCCACCGGCAAGGUGGUGUACCUGACGGCCACCUUCCCCUACGUCAUGCUGCUGGUGCUGCUGGUCCGCGGCGCCACGCUGCCCGGCGCCGCCCAGGGCAUCGUCUAUUACCUCAAGCCCAACCACACCCGGCUGGCGGACCCUCAGGUGUGGAUGGAUGCUGGCACCCAGAUCUUCUUCUCUUACGGGAUCUGCCUGGGAAGCCUCACAGCUCUGGGAAGUUACAACAAAUUCAACAACGACUGCUAUAAGGACUCCUUCAUGCUGUGCCUCCUGAACAGCAGCACCAGCUUCCUGGCCGGCUUCGCCAUCUUCUCCGUGCUGGGCUUCAUGGCGGAGGAGCAGGGCGUGGACAUCGCCUCCGUGGCCCAAUCAGGACCCGGCCUGGCGUUCAUCGCCUACCCCCGCGCCGUGUCCAUGAUGCCGCUGCCGCAGCUGUGGGCCGUCUGCUUCUUCCUCAUGAUCAUCAUGCUCGGCCUGGACACACAGUUCGUCAGCCUGGAGGCCCUCAUGACCUCGGUGACCGACCUCUACCCCCACCUGAUCCGCCGGGGCCACCGCCGCGAGCUGCUGCUGCUCUUCUUCUGCGUGGUCUGCUUCCUGGUGGGCCUGGUCAUGGUCACGCCGGGCGGGCUCUACGUGUUCCAGAUCUACGAUCACUUCUCCUGCAGCGGCGCCAGCCUGCUGCUGCUCUCCAUCUUCCAGUCGCUGGCCAUCGGCUGGGUGUACGGCGCCGACCGCUUCAGCGCCAACAUCAGGGACAUGACGGGCUACAGCCCGAUGGCCGCCUUCAAGGUCUGCUGGAAGUACCUGACGCCGGUGGUCUGCUCGGCGACCUUCAUCUUCUCGCUGGUGUGCUGGUCGCCGCUGCAGCUGGGCCGCGGCCUGGCGGCGCCGGGCUGGGCCACGGCGCUGGGCUGGCUGCUCACGCUGUCCUCCGUGUCGCUGCUGCCCGUCUGGGCCGUCUACGCCCUGCUCACCACGCCGGGGACCCUGGCGCAGCGGUUCCAGCAGCUGUGCAGCCCCGCCGCCUCCUCGCCGCUGACCUUCUACCACAUCUCCUCCAACGGCCUGGCGCCGCCCUUCAGCUCCUCGCUGCCGCUGGCCGAGAAGAGCAAGGAGCAGCUGCCCGCCAUCGUCCAGGAGCACAAGACCUAAGAGAGGUGGACCCACGCGCCACGGGGGGGCGCCGCCGCGCUGCUGUCGUCCCAGUCCCCGUGGCUGGAUCCGGACCGGACGUGCCUUCGUACGCGGCCUUGUCUCAAAACCACCAGGAACCGCUCUGGUUCCAGGUCUCUCUCCAGGGUCCAGCCACAGGUUGAGACGCAGUCAGCUGAACCCGCCUCACCGGCCCGGCUCGAAAAAAACAAAAACCAACGGCACACACUCCUGGAUCUUAUCGCUUAACUUCACAUCUUUGCCUUUCUUUUUUUAUUUUUAUGUUAUUUUAUUUCGUAAGUUUAGCAGCGUCACUCACGGCUCCUGUCCCGGCCGCCGCCGCCGCCGUCUGGCUAAACGGCUCCAUGAGUCGCCUUGUUCACGGCGAGCCGCUCUCGCUCCUCACUGCCAACGCAUCGCCUCGCCUCUCGCCGGGACGCGGCGCCGGGCGGCGGGUCGGGUUUGUACAAAGGCGUCAGAAACACAUCUUUUCACUGUAUCGACUGUAAAAACGGGCAAACAUGCAAUCACCCGGACCGGCGGUUUUCAGAGUGCGGCGGCGAGGCGAGGCGAGGAGCGCAGCUUUUCAGGCUGGGCUUAAAGACCCAGCUGAUGCUUCAAAUUAAAGAACUGUCUAUGCAGGGCGACAGCCACGAGCAAUAAUUACUGAAAAUGUGAGAAUUAUGAAGAAUUCCAACGUGAAAACCAGUCAUCUAGACCCCACACACACACACACACACACACACACAUACACACACACACACACACACACACACACUGACUGCGCUUCACUGAUGUCAUGUCAUAUCGCGUCGUUCAUGAUGACCAUUACUUGAAAUUUGCGUCACUGACUGGUUCACUGCCGCCUCAAAGAAAUGCUAGCUAGCUAAAGAGACUAGCGAGCUAAAGAGACUAGCUAGCUAAAGAGACUAGCUAGCUAAAGAGACUAGCGAGCUAAAGAGACUAGCGAGCUAAAGAGACUAGCUAGCUAAAGAGACUAGCGAGCGAACAAUCAUGCUGAAGCUGCGCCGAUCCCGGAGCGUUUCCUCGGUGAAACAACGGCACGAUACUGACUUGAUUCUGUUUUUAAUCAGUGGAAAUGGAAGUUUUGUGGCUCCGCGCACCACCUAGUGGACAAACUAGGAAAUGACAGUUUGCAAAGUCAGCCGGGCCGAAGCCGUUUUUAGGACGGUGUAAAGGAGGAAGGCGCUCGCCGUCCUGCACUCUGAAAACCCCCGAUCAAUCAUAUGCAAACGAGGAGCGUCCUCACAGCCUCGCCACGUCACUGCUGCUCGGUAGAACUUCCUUUAUGAAGUGCAGAAGCUCCGUCUCGCCGCCGACGGCGCGAUCAGCGGCGGAGAAUGUUCCUUCAGAGAAGCUGAAUGUAAAAGAAGAGAGAAAGGUUUGUCUCCCUGUUUACCACCGCACCAGACCGAACAGCUUUAAGCAUUUACUUUGUUUUGUUUUUUUGUUUUUUUAACAUUCGGGGCGCCUCCGGCGACCACGUGACCUGAACUCGCCGUACUGUAACAGAAUGUGCUCGCCCGCCGCCGCGCGGACCAGCCACACUUUGUGUUUUACAGAGAGUAGGAUGUUUGACGUGUUUGAAGACGUUUCUGUUCGGGGAGGAACUCGAAGGUCGAGUGACAGAAUCUCAUAUAUCGGGGGGGGAAGGAAGCGCUACGCCUGUUGGGUGUCUUUCGAGGGACUUUGGUUUGUUUGGAGUUGAUCCUCUGUUUACAGGUGUGAAUAUCCAUACAGUGUAUGUAUCUCUUUAUUUACCACCGGGUUCCUUGUAUCGUUAUUUACUUUUUUCUAAAUGAAGACAUUGU
Messenger RNA from Salarias fasciatus (jewelled blenny), 3937 nucleotides. Its product is annotated as sodium- and chloride-dependent GABA transporter 2-like. Bases 246 to 2105 code for a protein of 619 amino acids. Gene Ontology annotation, biological process: sodium ion transmembrane transport; amino acid transport; nitrogen compound transport. The transcript is spliced from 15 exons. The record is from RefSeq and is a predicted model, not a curated record. Gene Ontology annotation, cellular component: cell projection; plasma membrane. Gene Ontology annotation, molecular function: gamma-aminobutyric acid:sodium:chloride symporter activity. Lineage: Eukaryota; Metazoa; Chordata; Actinopteri; Blenniiformes; Blenniidae.